Molecule: messenger RNA, 570 nt
Organism: Symbiodinium natans
Lineage: Eukaryota; Dinophyceae; Suessiales; Symbiodiniaceae
Source: the annotation of a GenBank genome assembly
AUGGACGAACCCCCGACGACGGAGGGUCAGAACUCAGUGUCCGACGACGAGGAAAACGACCAGCAUGAUCGUGUUGUCAGCGAGGGAUCUCUGACGGAUGCUGAUGAGUCAGUGUGCCAAUACGACAACUGCAAUCGCCCCGCGGUGGUGGAGAUCGGUCUGGCUGCAGUGGCACAAGGGUCAGAGUCAGUGUCAGGGUCACAUGAGGUCUGCCUGCUUCAGGCCUUUUGCUGGGAGUGUGCAGCGUCACAGCUUCUGAGAUUCAAUGGCCGUGAAUGGAUGGCAGAAGACGGGUGCAUCAGGUUUCUUUUCGUGUCAGAGGCAGAGUCAGAGUCAGAGACACACGGCCAUGUCGGCCGCUGCAGCAACUGCAGGCAAUGUUUUGGGUGCGUGGUGCUGCACAACACACGAGACGGUGAAGAGUCAUUGUGCUGGACAUGCGCCGCAGUUCGCUUUCUGGAAGCCCGGCUCGGCUUUCUUCAGUUUGUGAAGCAGCCAAUGCGAAGUGGCAGUGUCGAUGAUGACUAUGACUAUGACGGUGCUGCUGAGUCUGAUUCAGUGGCUCUUUAG